GAGUCGUCGGCCUACCGCGCGCCAUUGCAGCGAUUCGAUUCACUCGACAAUAACCGGUGGUAGUGCGCCGUCUAAUUGAGCGGUAACGACUGAAAAACGGUUUGCCGUCUCACAGUUUUCCUCGAUAACGUACAACCAUCACACACCGCCCGACUACUGUCGCGCAUCACACGCGACUUGUAUAACAAUUUGAUGAUGCACCGCCGGACGACGAUCGGUGGUGGCCAAUCGUCGCGGUUUCUGUCGACGAUCGGCGCGUGGCUGUUGUUGUACUGGUGCUGCGCCGUCACGCCGGCUUGCGCCGCGGAAUCGGAGGACUUUGACGAUUAUCGUUUCGACGGCAGUCUCUGUGAGUUCUACCAGCUCAUCGAGCCGGGCAACAGAUCGUACUACUUGUACUCGCCCGGUUACCCAGACCAGUACCUGACCGCCCAGCAGGACCGAGAAUGCCGGUGGUUCGCCAAGACGCCUUCGCCCGCCGACCGGUUGGUGUUGGACUGUCACGAGUUUGAUUUGCCCGAGAGUUCAUUUUGUAAAUCGGACGCAUUAAUUGUGUCUCGAGUUGGCGACGCUAACUUUACGGAUGGCGUUAGACACUGUGGACCCAGGUCGUUCACGGCCGUCAGCCGCACCAACAAGAUGUACAUUAAGUUCGUGGCGAAACGUCAUAGCAGAAGCGGACGGUUCAUGUGCUCGGUGGGUGCGAAACGCGUAGACUUUUGGAUACCGGAAGCCGUGACGAACCCGCAGUUCUGCGAAUGUGGAGAGCAAGACAAGGGAGUGUUCGCCAAUGGGAAAACGGCCGGCGUGAACGAGUACCCUUUAAUAGCUUCGCUGAUCGACGGGCAGACGGCAAACCUGUUUUGCGGCGCGACGAUCAUCGGCAGGCAUCACGCACUGACUGCAGCCCGUUGUCUGGCUAACGUCAAUCCGUUUCAAAUUGCCCUUUUGGUCGGCGACCACGAUAUGACAUCUCUAGGUAGUGACGGCGAUCCGGCAUUACUGGUAGUGGUCACCGAAAUUUAUAUACACCCGUUGUUUGAUCCGUCAUCAAUCGCUUAUGACUUGGCUAUCGUCGAAACUCACGAAGUAAUUCCAUUUUCGUCUAAGGUAGGACCAGCAUGUUUACCAUUCAAGCACAUAUACAACGAUUUCGUUGGCGAUACCGUCAAAGUCCUCGGAUGGGGGACUGUAAACUUUGAUGAUCAUCCCGUAUCUGGUACCCUCCAUAAGUCGCACCUCAAAGUUGUACAGACGUCACAAUGUGCCGAAACGUAUAAAAACGAAACCGACCGUAAUCCGUUGUGUACACACUUUACCAAAGUCAAUUCUUGUCAAGUGGAUUCGGGCGGCCCACUUCUAUGGUCUGAUCCGUCUACUGGGAGAUUGAACGUCAUUGGUGUAGUUAGCAACAGGUUCGCCUGUUCUGAAUCGAUGCCAUCCAUGCACACCAGGCUAACGACAGCCAACAAUAUGAAUUGGAUUAAAGUGAUACUGACGGGGCAAUAUUAUUGUAGUUGAUUACAAUAACCGUAGCGCAUGUAUUCUGUAAGUGCCUGUGGAGUUUAUAUACAGAAAUAUUUUCAUUUUUUCCGAGAAAUUUAAUGAAAAUUUGAACCAUUCUAUUAACUAAUAUUUAUAUUACUAUUAUAAAACUAUACAUAAUGAAUACAUAUUGUUUCCUUUAAACUCGUGUUCUAAUUUAAUUGAAUUCAAUGAUGUUUAUUUUAUAUAUUUUUUUAAACGCCAUCAUAGUAUAUUCAGUGUUACAAACCUCGUUCAAAAAUUUCUGGUAUUGGGUGAGUUUGAUUUACUAGGUACCUAUUUGUAAUUAUGCUGGUUUAUGUAACACGGAAUGAUUCUUAAUCCCUUAAGAUAAAUAGACGGAUUGUAAAAAAAAUGUUCAAAUUAGUUGAAAGAAAUUGUCGUAUGGGUAAUGGACUUUGAUAAACUCUAAAUAUUACGUUUUGGUAUUGCUUACAUUUUUGUAAAUGUAGUUUUCUACGUUUUAAAUGUUCUUAUUCUUUACUCUAUAUAUAAUUAUACUAUCAUGUAUAAUAUACUUAAUGAGUGCACAUACUAGCACUGAUUAUACAUUUAUAAACACUGGUAAUUUAUGUAAUCAUGGUACAAUUGUACGAGUUAUAAGA
Messenger RNA from Rhopalosiphum maidis (corn leaf aphid), 2150 nucleotides. Its product is annotated as venom serine protease-like. Gene Ontology annotation, biological process: proteolysis. The record is from RefSeq and is a predicted model, not a curated record. NCBI's taxonomy places the organism in Eukaryota, Metazoa, Arthropoda, Insecta, Hemiptera, Aphididae. Gene Ontology annotation, molecular function: serine-type endopeptidase activity. The coding region runs from base 193 to 1521 and encodes 442 amino acids. The transcript is spliced from 6 exons.